AUGCCGGAUCCAAAGGUUUCGUAUGCUCCUAUAAAACGUGGAGGCACAAUAAAUAUAGAUAAAAUAAAUGUUAGAACACCGUCAAAUAUACCCAUACACCUACUUACUUUCCUCACUAUUUCCAAGUUUAUACAUGCUUUAUCAACAUACAUAGCUCGUGAUUGGUUUCUUCUACGUGGUGCUCCAGUGUCAGUCGUAACGUUUGGAGUUUUAGGAGGGGCUGGACUUUUGUUGUUAGCUUGGCAAAAAUCCGCGAAUAGUCAUCGAACACUUAUAAGCAUGAAAUGGCCAAAAGUUGCGUUGUAUACUCUAAUAUAUACCGCUCAAAUUUAUUUAUGGUUCGCGGGAUUAUCACGUCUAAGAUCGACAAGAACUUUAAUAUUAACACAAUUUUCAGACAUAUGGAAUAUUCCAUUUAUAACGUAUCUAUUAAGAAAUAAUUCAUCAUUAGAUUCUACAUUAACGGCCAAGGGAGCAUAUUAUACAGCAUGGACAUUAAUCUUGUCGUUUUUUGUAGAUUUGAUAUAUGUCUCAAGUACAAAUUCAAAACCUUCAAUACCUUUAUCACAAGAUAUGGAAACAAUUCUUGAUGCCAGUUAUUUUGAAAAUCAUACUAUUAUUAGUCUUGUUAUUGGGUAUCUUUCUAUACUAUGUUCAAUCGGGUUAUCAGGUUAUAAACGAACGUUAGGGAAAAAGCUGGCUGUCGAUGUGGGUGGGAAUAGACGUUUACUUGCUAUUUCUGUUCCUCUUGGGGCGUUAAUGAUCUCACCCUUAGCUUUUGUUCAAUAUCUUAUGUACUCUACAAAUUACAUAGAAAAUAUUAAACACGUGGUUGUGGCAUAUGGAGGGUUGGGAGCUGGUCUAAUUAUAUUUGACUAUUUUGUCGGCCACUCGAUUGGUAUAAAAACUUCCACACUCUCUCAUGUUACAGCAGGAUGGCCAAUUUCAAUUGGAAAUUCCAUUUUGUUAGGAUUAUUUUUAUUUUAUGAAGAAUUUUCGAUUCUGGAUAUAGUGUUGGCCGGUAUCAUGUUUUUGGGAAUUUAUCAUUUGAUAAGUGCUGAUACGCGAUACGCAAAUGAAACACAUUUUCUAUCGCCUGGAGUUGGUGGUAGUGCUUUUGAGCUCCCACUUCACGGCAGCGCAAAUUCUACAUUUCAUGCAUUAAGAGGAUUCGGAAUCUUGGAAAAUAUCAGUUCCUACAUCAAAAUUAUCUUGGAUAAUCGUGAUUCGCGGCAAAUCUUUUAUUUUUUAUUAUUAAAUUUGAGCUAUAUGUUUGUUCAAAUGGUAUACGGCAUCUGGACCAAUAGCUUGGGUUUGAUUUCGGAUGCUAUUCACAUGUUCUUUGACUGUUUGGCAUUGGCGGUUGGACUUUUUGCUGCUAUCAUGAGCAAAUGGCCCGAGAACAAUAAGUUUACAUAUGGGUAUGGAAGAAUCGAAACGCUUUCAGGAUUUGCGAACGGAGUAUUCCUCAUUUUGAUUUCUAUAUUUAUCAUGUUCGAGGCUAUCGGUCGUUUAAUUGAUCCCCCCGAAAUGAACACUGAUAGAUUAUUAUUAGUAAGCUUCUUAGGGUUUGUUGUUAACCUGAGUCAUAAUCACAGUUCUGAUGCAAAUCACGGCAGUCUUCAUGGACAUCAUCAUCAUCAUCAUCAUCAUGAACAUGGCGAUAAUGCAAAUAUGGAAGGUAUUUACCUACAUAUAUUGGCUGACACGCUUGGUUCAAUUGGAGUAAUAAUUUCAACAUUACUUAUUAAUCAAUUUGGUUGGACUGGAUUUGAUCCUUUGGCUUCAAUGUUGAUCGCUGGAUUAAUUUUCAUGAGUGUUGUACCAUUAGUUAAACAUUCGGCUGCAGUCUUAAUGCUUUCAAUAAGCGAUAGUCUUGAGUAUCGUAUAACUGAAGGCUUACAAAAGCUAUUACAUGUCGAUGGAAUAAUUUCUUAUACAAUGCCACGAUUUUGGCCUAAUGAUAGUCAAUGCUUAAUAGGAAGUAUACAUAUUCAAAUUAAAGAUCAAUUUGAGGAACAAUUUAUUAUCAGUGAAGUUACGCGGGUUUUAAAAUCACAUAUAAUAGGAUUAGAAGAAUUAACAAUACAAGUAGAGAAAAAUCAAGGAUUUAAAGGGAAAAGUUAUUAA
Molecule: messenger RNA, 2130 nt
Organism: Funneliformis caledonium
Lineage: Eukaryota; Fungi; Glomeromycota; Glomeromycetes; Glomerales; Glomeraceae
Source: the annotation of a GenBank genome assembly